Pseudopodoces humilis (Tibetan ground-tit) is the source of this 3503-nucleotide messenger RNA. It is a transcript of the gene LARP1, whose product is annotated as La ribonucleoprotein 1, translational regulator. Lineage: Eukaryota; Metazoa; Chordata; Aves; Passeriformes; Paridae. Gene Ontology annotation, biological process: positive regulation of translation; mRNA stabilization. Gene Ontology annotation, molecular function: RNA cap binding. The record is from RefSeq and is a predicted model, not a curated record. Gene Ontology annotation, cellular component: cytosol; cytoplasmic stress granule.
AUGCGCGCCGCCGACCGCCCCGCGGGGGCGCGCCCCACACCGCCCCUCCCCUCGCCGGCGGCGCGCACGGGCGGGCGGUGCGCGCCCCCGCGGCAGUCGCGUGGUCCCCGCGCGGCUCCAUAUUGCGGCGGCACCGGGGUCGGGGGGUUCCCGGCGGGGCUCGGGGGCGCGCAGAUGGCGACGCAGGUGGAGGCGCUGCUGCCCGGCACGGCCCCGCUGCUGCCCGCCGAGGAGCGCGCCCUGGUGCUGAAGCCGCCGCAGGACGGCGGCCGGGAGAAGGGCGAGCCGCCCAUGGGCCCCGACGGCGGGCCGGCGGCGCCGAGGCCGCCGAGCGCCAAGCAGCAGAAGGAGGAGAGCAACAACCAGGAGAAGGAGAGCCUGCUGAGGGCCGGCGGCGAGGCGGAGGACGGCGGCGAGGCGGGCGGCGCGGGGCGCCGGGAGUUCAUCGAGGCCCCGCCGCCCAAGGUGAACCCCUGGACGAAGAACGCGCCGGCCGUGAACGGGCAGUCGCCUCCCGAUAUAUUUCCAACUGACGGCCAGUCUGAACUUACAACUCCAGCAAAAGUGGUGAGGGCUGCCAACCCGAGACAGAGGAAAGGAAGCAAGGUUGGUGACUUUGGUGAUGCCACAAAUUGGCCAACACCUGGAGAAAUAGCCCACAAGAGCAUCCAGCCACACAAGGCACCAUCCCUUCGGAAGCUGCCUGUCAAGAAAGACAUGAAAGAGCAGGAAAAGGGGGAUGGGAGUGAUGGCAAGGAGAACCUGAAAACCAAAUCAGAUGAGUCUGGGGAGGAGAAGAAUGGUGAUGAUGACAACCAGAAGUCAGCCCAGAAGAAGAAAGGCAGCAAACACAAGUGGGUCCCUCUGCAGAUAGACAUGAAGUCAGAAGUGCCUAGGGACAAAACGGCCUCUCGGAACAACCGGCAAAAUGAGCAGCACAGGCACCCCUCCAACAACCGCAGUGAGCUCAAAGGCUGGCACCCUGACAACAAGCACGAGCGCAGCUGGCAGGACCACGAUGAGACCUCCAGCGUGAAGAGCGAGGGAGGGGCCGUGCGAGGAACCUUCCGGGGCCGAGGCCGGGGCCGGGGCAGGGGCCGUGGCCGUGGCAGAGGAGGGCACUUUGACUACCAGUACGGAUACCGAAAAUUCGAGGGCUCGGAUAGCUCCCGCACCCAGAAGUACGCCAGCAACAUCACCUACUACUUCGACAACAUCAGCAGUGCUGAGCUCUACAGCGUGGACCAGGAGCUGCUCAAGGACUACAUCAAGAGGCAGAUAGAAUAUUACUUCAGCGUGGACAACCUGGAGCGAGAUUUCUUCCUGCGCCGCAAGAUGGACUCGGACGGUUUCCUGCCCAUCACGCUGAUCGCCAGCUUCCACCGGGUGCAGGCACUGACCACCGACAUCAGCCUCAUCAUCAAGGCUCUGAAGGACAGCAAAGUGGUGGAAAUUGUGGAUGAGAAGAUCAGGAGAAAAGAGCAGCCAGAAAAAUGGGCUCUGCCUGGCCCUCCUAUGGCAGACUACACACAGACAGACUUCUCACAGUUCAUCAACUGCCCCGAGUUUGUGCCCCGACAGAGCUUCCAGAAGGAGACUGAGUCCGCUCCAGGCUCCCCACGUCCUUCCAGCCCAGUCCCCACCAAAACAGAGGAGGUCAGUAACCUGAAGACAAUGCCCAAGGGCCUGUCCACAAGUCUGCCAGACCUGGAUUCAGAGACAUGGAUUGAAGUGAAGAAGAGACCCCGACCUUCCCCAGCCAGGCCCAGGAAACCAGAGGAGUCAAAGACACCGCAGCAGCAGAAGCAGAAGGACCAAGAUGAACCUGAGGAGCUCGACUUCCUCUUUGAUGAGGAGAUGGAGCAGAUGGAUGGCCGCAAGAACACCUUCACCGACUGGUCAGACGAAGACUCGGAUUACGAGAUCGACGACCGCGACGUGAACAAGAUCCUCAUCGUGACGCAGACCCCUCCGUACCUGCGCCGGCAUCCCGGCGGGGACCGGACUGGCAACCACACUUCCAGGGCUAAAAUGAGCUCGGAGCUGGCCAAGGUGAUCAAUGAUGGGCUGUACUACUACGAGCAGGACCUGUGGACAGAGCAGUUUGAGCCAGAGUAUUCGCAGAUCAAGCAAGAGGUGGAGAACUUCAAGAAGGUGAAUAUGAUCAGCAGGGAGCAGUUUGACACCCUGACCCCAGAGCCCCCUGUGGAUCCAAACCAGGAAGUCCCUCCUGGUCCCCCCAGGUUCCAGCAAGUACCUACAGACGCUUUGGCCAACAAGCUCUUCGGAGUCCCUGAGCCUUCCACCAUCGCCCGCUCUUUGCCCACGACUGUCCCAGAAUCACCCAACUACCGCAACGCCAGGACCCCCCGCACCCCGCGCACGCCUCAGCUCAAGGACCCGACACAGACGCCCCGGUUCUACCCAGUGGUGAAAGAGGGCAGGACGAUAGAUGCCAAGACUCCACGGAAGAGGAAGACGAGGCACAGUUCAAACCCUCCGAUGGAGUGCCACGUGGGCUGGGUUAUGGACUCCAGGGAGCACAGGCCCCGGACAGCCUCCAUCAGCUCCAGCCCCUCGGAGGGGACCCCGGCCGUCGGGAGCUACGGCUGCACCCCGCAGUCCCUGCCCAAGUUCCAGCAUCCCUCGCACGAGCUGCUCAAGGAGAAUGGCUUCACACAACACGUCUACCACAAGUACCGGCGGCGCUGCCUUAACGAGCGAAAACGACUGGGCAUUGGUCAGUCCCAGGAGAUGAACACGCUUUUCCGGUUCUGGUCCUUCUUCCUCCGAGAUCACUUCAACAAGAAAAUGUAUGAGGAGUUCAAGCAACUGGCUGUGGAGGAUGGGAAGGAGGGAUACAGGUAUGGUCUGGAGUGCCUUUUCAGAUACUACAGCUACGGGCUGGAGAAGAAAUUCCGGCCAGACAUAUUUAAGGACUUCCAAGAAGAGACCAUCAAGGAUUAUGAAGCUGGGCAGCUCUAUGGGCUGGAAAAGUUCUGGGCCUUCUUAAAAUAUUCCAAAGCCAAAAAUCUGGACAUUAACAGCAAACUGCAAGAAUACCUCAGCAAGUUUAAGCGCCUCGAGGACUUCCGAGUAGAUCCACCCAUGGGGGAGGAAGGUGGACACAAGAGAUACCCUACGACGUCAGGGGGAGAUGGCAGGAAGCGCUACCCAUCCCAGUCUUCCAGCAAAACGGUCAGCCAGUGCCCAUCCAGCCAAGCCCACGCCUCACCCAGCCAGCCUGCACAAGAGGAUGCCAAAAACCUGAGCCAGCAAUCCCCUGCCCCAUCAGCUGCAGAGUCGCAGACAGUGGGGAAGUAGAGGGGCUGCAGCGUCCGCUUCCUGCCGGGGGUUGGGUGGGUUGGUGGGGAAUGGCUCGGAGAAGGGCAGACAUGAGGGGGUGGGACAGGAAGGGAGCUGGAAGGUGGGCUCCCAGGAAUAGGCUGCUUGGGAGAAACUUCAACGCACACGAUUUUCUUCUCUUGUGGCUGGAAAGCAAA